AUGCAACUGAUCCAGAUGACGGGCAUGGUCAAGCGAGCCAGCAUCGUCUCCUCCAAGCAUCCCAGCUCGGAGAGUGAGGAGGCCUCCAAGCCCGUCGUCUACCACUCGACCAUCCUCGGUGUCGUGCUCGCCAUCGCGUCAAGCGCUGUGCUCUCCCUAGUCAACGUCAUCAUCAAGCGACUGCCGACGGUCAGCAUCCUGGAGGUACUCACCUUCAUGGCGUUCGGUGUCUUCAUCGGCAUUUUACCGGCGGCCACCCAUGAGGUCGAUCCGUUCGGCAGCCGGCAAGCGCAGCCGCUGCUCUUCGUACGCACGGUCCUGUCUUCAGUGGCGUCAUUGCUGCGCCUCAGCAGCCUCUCGUACCUCUCGGUGGCGGAUGCCUCCAUAGUCGCCAGCCUCACGCCGCUCAUGGUGUCCCUUACGGCACUCGUGUUCUUCUCGGAGCGUUUUCACUGGACGCAGGGCGUCGCCGUUGGCACUUGCGUCUUCGGCCUCGCACUCCUCACCAAGCCGCCCAUCACGUCCUCGAUGGACACCUUCGCGAAGGCUCAGUUCAUCGGCAUCGCUUAUGGCCUGGCGCACACGGCUCUGAACGGCGUAACCACCGUCUGCAUUCGGGCCAUCAAGGGGGUGUCCAGGAAGGUUGUGGUCUUCCACUAUGGCUGCCUCUCAAUGCUCCUAGUCUCUCUCGUGUCCGUGGCCACCAGCAAGAUGAAGAUCUUUUACGAGGGCUCGCAAAUCGGCUACCUCCUCCUCAUCUCUCACCUCACCUUCGCCACCCAGAUGUUUUUGACCAAGGCGUUGCAGGUGGAGAGCUCCUCCGUGGUGAUCGUCAUCAAGACGGUUUCGGAUGUGAUCUUCGGCUUUCUGUUGCAGCUCGCCUUCCUGCCCGACUGGCCGGACCCGUUGAGCUACAUCGGUGGAUUGUUAGUGACCGGAAGCGUGGUACUCAUCGGUUUCAGAAAGGUCGUCGUCAACUCAGCGCAGGAGUCUGCCGUCAGGAAGCGUUUUAACUUUCUCAUCUAG
Molecule: messenger RNA, 1026 nt
Organism: Ixodes scapularis (black-legged tick)
Lineage: Eukaryota; Metazoa; Arthropoda; Arachnida; Ixodida; Ixodidae
Product: pseudopaline exporter CntI-like
Exons: 1
Coding region: 1-1026 (341 amino acids)
Cellular component (GO): membrane
Source: RefSeq, a predicted model, not a curated record